AUGGGUAUCGUGACAAUCUGUCAUUUUCAAAAAUUCCCGCGAAUCUUUGUCGAAAAAUCAUUGGAAAAUAUUCCUUAUCAAGAAGAUUAUCCAGAUGAUCGGGAUGAUAAUCUAUGGAUUACAAUUGAUAAUUAUAAACCACCGAAAACACAAAUUGAAUGGGAAGAAACAUGUUUCUUAGAUAAAUCAUUUCAUGGAUAUUAUACUUGGCCUAAACGAAUCAGAUAUUCAUUAAAUAAACGCGAACAUUAUACACAGAAUAAUAUGAUAGAAUCAGCAAAUCUCAUUUACAAUCGUUUUAUAAACAAAGAUUUUGUCAUUCAAGUUAUACAAAUGAUGAUUUUAGAUGAAAAAAAUGAAUUUAAUAAAACUCAAUUUACGAUGUUCAAAGUAGUUUUUAAAUAA
Messenger RNA from Adineta steineri, 405 nucleotides. The record is from the annotation of a GenBank genome assembly. NCBI's taxonomy places the organism in Eukaryota, Metazoa, Rotifera, Eurotatoria, Adinetida, Adinetidae.